Molecule: messenger RNA, 2629 nt
Organism: Linum tenue
Lineage: Eukaryota; Viridiplantae; Streptophyta; Magnoliopsida; Malpighiales; Linaceae
Source: the annotation of a GenBank genome assembly
UUGAUUUCUUUUUCGGGGGUUCUUUAAUCCAAAGGAAAGAUCUGAAGCAUCGUCUCUUUUUCCCCUCUUCUCUCUCUGUCUCAUCGCAUUUCUUACCAGCUUCUUCUUCCUCUUCCUCUUCCUCUUCCUCUUCUUAUUCCUUUUCCUAUCGGGGAAGAGAAAAGUGGGACGGGAGGCUCUCUGGAGGCCUACUAGAGAAAGUUGUGUCCGAGAUCUGUCCCAUUUCCGGCUCUCCACUCACUGGUAUACUCUACUUAUGUUCACUCUUUUCUCUCAUUCCUUCAUUUCUUGGGAUGAAGCUUCUAAAUCAUGGACCCCAGCUGGGGCAAAACAAAGAAAAAAUCGAUUCUUUUGUUCGGUUAGCUGUUGCCUGUGCAGUUCCUUUUGUUGGGUAUCUUUCCUUUUGCUGAGUACUGAGAUGGGUUUUCUUUUUUUCCCCUGUUUGUGGUUUGUCGGUGGAUGGCUGGGUUACUGUUUGGUUGCUGAGAAAAUGGCAAGAAAAAAUUGGGGGGAUCGGGGUGAAUCGCAAUUUUGACACUUCAAUUCAACAUUUUUCUGUGCCUGGACUUCUGGCUAAACACUGGUUACUCCUGGCCGACAAUUUCUGGGGGGGUUCAGAAUUAGACACAUUCAGCUAAAGUCAAACUGCUUUGGCAUCUUUUGCUUCACCUAUGGAGUUGUUAUUUUGUGGGAAAUCUGUAGAUGUUAAUUGAUGUUUGAAAGAUUUUGGUUGAGGAAUGAUAAAGAAGUGAUGGGAAGGAAAGGGAAUUGGUUUUCUAGUGUGAAGAAAGCACUCAGCCCUGACUCCAAGGAGAAGAAAGAUCAGAGGUCAAGUAAAUCCAAGAAGAAAUGGUUUGCCAAGCAGAACCUGGAUGCCGGUUCAGCUCCAGUGGCGAAUGGGGCAGCAGACGCCCCACUUCCCCCACUUCCUCCUCAACCAGAUGAGGAGGUGAAAGUACUAGAGACCACAAUUGAAGUGAACAAUCAUGGCUACACUUUGCCAGUUGCUGCUGCUGAGCCACCUGAGCCUGCAACUCCUGUUGUUGUUCAAACAACCACUAUGGAAGUGGUUCGGAAAGCUAAUAAAUUUGCUGGGAAAUCAAAGGAGGAAGCAGCAGCAAUCAGGAUUCAAACUGCAUUUCGUGGGUAUCUGGCUAGGAGAGCACUUAGGGCUUUAAGAGGAUUGGUGAGGCUGAAAAUGCUGAUGGGAGGUCCCACUGUAAAGAGGCAAGCUGUCCACACGCUCAAGUGCAUGCAAACCCUAGCUCGAGUACAGACUCAAAUCCAUACCAGGAGAGUCAGAAUGUCUGAAGAAAACCAGGCUCUCCAGAGACAACUUUUGCAGAAACACGCCAGAGAGCUCGAGAGCUUGCGGGUUCGUUUUAUGAAAGAGGGAUGGGAUGAUAGCGUGCAGUCAAAGGAGCAGGUAGAGAGCAACAUGCUAAGCAAGUACGAGGCAACCAUGAGAAGGGAAAGAGCCCUGGCUUAUGCAUUCUCUCAUCAGCAAACCUUGAAGAACCCUACUAGACCAGCUGCAGGCAUGUUCAUGACACCUGGCAAUCCUUCCUGGGGCUGGAGCUGGUUGGAAAGAUGGAUGUCAGCUCAUCCUUGGGAAACAAGGAACGCUACUACUGAUAAAGAUCCCAACAAUGAUCAAGCUUCUGUGAAGAGUGGAAACAACCGAAGCUUGGUUGGUGGAGAAAUCAGCAAAGCUUAUGCCCGUUAUCAGCUCAACUCUGAUAAACUCUCCCCUGGAGAUCAUCAAAUGAGUACAAAUUCCCCUUCAGCUACAUCAAAGCCAGUUUCUUCGGUUGCGAGAAAACUCAAGUCAGCAAGUCCCAGGAGCAGCAUUGGUGGCCCAGAUGAAGACACCAGAAGCAUGGUUAGUUUCCAGUCUAACAGAAGGCACAGCAUUGCAGGAUCAUCUGUGAGGGACGAUGAAAGCUUGGCCUCACUUCCAAGCUAUAUGGUGCCCACACAGUCUGCAAAAGCUAAGUCCAGGCUCCAGAGUCCAUUAGGGCUAGGAGGAGCAGAGAGGAAUGGGACUACACCUCCAGAAAAGGAGAAAGGAGCCUUGGCAUCUGCAAAGAAGAAGCUUGCUUACCCGCCUUCGUCGCCUGCCAGGCCUAGGCGCCAUUCUGGUCCUCCCAAGGUGGAUACCAGCUUGAUUAAGGCUGGAAAUGCGGUGGUGGCAAAUGGAGACAUGUAGCCGCCAUCCAGAGUUUGAUUUGAAAGAUGACAAGGUAGUGGAGUUGAUCUUCUCGCUAUCUCUUGAAGAAGUGGAAGGAAGUAGGAAAUGAAAAAUAAGUGUUUGAAGUUUCAUACUACUAUUUUGUUCCUUUUUCUUAAUGGGUUGUUUCUCAAAAUCUUUCUGUGGUUUCUUUCAGUGUUGAAAGUGGUUGUUAUUAUUCAUUCAUUUGCAUCUGCAGGAGAUGACAUGAUGUGGUUCACUUCAUUUGUUGGGGGUUGGCGGGGCGUGGGAUUCACUUGUUUUAUUUAUUUAUUUAUUUAAAGUGAGGGGCUUGUAAAACCUUUGUAAUGUUGAAAGGUGAUUGCAUGUUUGGAUUAAUAUCUUUUAUUUAUGAACUUGCAACCACUUUGUUUUCCAUUUACCAAUAUGAUACCCAAC